Molecule: messenger RNA, 1223 nt
Organism: Chlorocebus sabaeus (green monkey)
Lineage: Eukaryota; Metazoa; Chordata; Mammalia; Primates; Cercopithecidae
Source: RefSeq, a predicted model, not a curated record
ACGUUCCGAACCGCGGCUGAGGCGGCGGCGGCGGCAAAGGAUGCACCCGGCAGGCUUGGCGGCGGCAGCGGCGGCGGGGACGCCCCGGCUGCCCUCAAAGCGGAGGAUCCCUGUGUCCCAGCCGGGCAUGGCCGACCCCCACCAGCUUUUCGAUGACACAAGUUCAACCCAGAGCCGGGGCUAUGGGGCCCAGCAGGCACCUGGCAGCCUAGGCUAUCCUGCAGCCUCUGCCACGCCCCAGGCAGCCUUCCUGGCUGACCCGGUGUCCAACAUGGCCAUGGCCUAUGGGAGCAGCCUGGCCGCGCAGGGCAAGGAGCUGGUGGAUAAGAACAUUGACCGCUUCAUCCCCGUCACCAAGCUCAAGUAUUACUUUGCUGUGGACACCAUGUAUGUGGGCAGAAAGCUGGGCCUGUUGUUCUUCCCCUACCUGCACCAGGACUGGGAGGUGCAGUACCAACAGGACACCCCGGUGGCCCCCCGCUUUGACGUCAAUGCCCCGGACCUCUACAUUCCAGCAAUGGCUUUCAUCACCUACGUUUUGGUGGCUGGUCUUGCGCUGGGGACCCAGGAUAGGUUCUCCCCAGACCUCCUAGGGCUGCAGGCGAGCUCAGCCCUGGCCUGGCUGACCCUGGAAGUGGUGGCCAUCCUGCUCAGCCUCUAUCUGGUCACUGUCAACACUGACCUCACCACCAUCGACCUGGUGGCCUUCUUGGGCUACAAGAUGAUUGGCGGGGUCCUCAUGGGCCUGCUCUUCGGGAAGAUUGGCUACUACCUGGUGCUGGGCUGGUGCUGUGUGGCCAUCUUUGUGUUCAUGAUCCGGACCCUGCGGCUGAAGAUCUUGGCAGAGGCAGCGGCUGAGGGGGUCCCGGUGCGUGGGGCACGGAACCAGCUGCGCAUGUACCUGACCAUGGCAGUGGCAGCGGCACAACCUCUGCUCAUGUACUGGCUCACCUUCCACCUGGUGCGGUGAGCGGAGCCUCCCGCCGCCGCCGCCGCUGCUGCUGCUGCUGCUGGGAGCCACUGGACUCAUCUCCUGCCUGCAGGCCCCAGGGAUCCACCCUGUCUGGCCACAGGCGACGCCUCCAUCCCAUGUCCCGCCCCGCCCCGCCCCCAACCCAAGGUGCUGCGAGAUCUCCAGCUGCACAGGCCAUCGUCCCAGGGCGUGGCCGCUGUUACAGAAACAAUAAACCCUGAUGGGCAUGGAAAAAAAAAAAAAAAAAAAA